This is a messenger RNA of Penicillium angulare, 822 nucleotides long. RefSeq lists its product as uncharacterized. The coding region runs from base 1 to 822 and encodes 273 amino acids. The transcript has 7 exons. Gene Ontology annotation, molecular function: acetate transmembrane transporter activity. The record is from RefSeq and is a predicted model, not a curated record. Gene Ontology annotation, cellular component: plasma membrane. Lineage: Eukaryota; Fungi; Ascomycota; Eurotiomycetes; Eurotiales; Aspergillaceae.
AUGGACAGCGACAAUUCUCAAAAUGGUGAGAAGAAUAUCUCUUUCAAAAACAACGAGAGUUCCAUGCAACCACUCUCUCAUGUUCCUACGUCGGUGACUCUGUCAGCGGAGCAAUUUGAGAGACUGUAUUUGACUCCCAUGACGCGUCGUCAACCACCACUAACAAAGCAACUCGGCAAUCCAACACCUCUAGCACUCGGAGGUUUUGUUAUCACUACCACGCCUCUUUCAUGCUGCUUGAUGGCCUGGAGAGGAGCAAGCGGAAAUGGCAUUGCCUUCAUUGGUCCGAUCGUCUUUCUUGGUGGUUUGCUACUUCUAAUUACCAGUAUUCUUGAGUUUAUUCUUGGAAACACAUUCCCAUGUGUCGUGUUUGGUACUAUCGGGGGCUUUUGGUUCGCUUUCGCCGCUACUAUGAUUCCAUCGUUCAAUGCUGCUGCGCCCUACUCUGCAUCCGCCACUGAUACGGCUGCUGGCCUUGCGAGUGCAGGAUUUAUGAAUACAUAUGCGUUUUUAUUCAUAACAAUGGCUGUUUUGAUGCUGAUUUUUAUGAUAUGCGCAACCCGCACAAACAUGGUCUAUACCCUCAUAUUUCUCUCGCUUCUUUUGGUUUUUCUUUUGCUUUCUGGAGCAUACUGGGAUCUUGGUGGUGGAAAUGCCGUGGUUGGGGAACGAUGCGUUAAGGGGGCCGGAGCUGCACUGUUCGUGGCUAGUUUGCUAGGCUUCUAUCUACUCAUCGUUCAACUUUUUGAGGCUUUGGAAUUUCCAUUUCAUCUUCCGGUUGGAGAUCUGGCAGUUAUGUGGAAGCGAAAGCAAUAUAAGUAA